Messenger RNA from Bemisia tabaci, 422 nucleotides. The record is from RefSeq and is a predicted model, not a curated record. NCBI's taxonomy places the organism in Eukaryota, Metazoa, Arthropoda, Insecta, Hemiptera, Aleyrodidae.
CUCGACUCCAACUCAACGACCGUCAUUCCAAAGAUGUAUUUAGAAAUUUUCCCGAAAGCAGCUUACACGGGAGACUGGAUGCUAGCUUUUCGAGUAGUCAUUCCGACUUACAUGGUGAUGGCCUUAUCGCAAUUCGUGACCUACCUACUAAUACUGAUCGUCGGUGAGAAGGAGAAGAAAAUCAAAGAGGGUAUGAAGAUAAUGGGUCUCCGCGAUUCCGUUUUUUGGUAAAUUACGAGUAAUUUUAGUUUGGAGUUUUGAGUAUGAGUAAAUGAUUCAAGUUAAACAAACCACCGCGCCAGGUCAGUGAAUCCGAAAGUAACAGGAGCUUGAAUAAAACGAACAAACAACUUAAAACUCUCAACCAAGCUAAAGUGUAGUCAAACAUGUCUCGAAGAUUAUACCCAAAUGCUAGGGGAAAA